This is a messenger RNA of Thyridium curvatum, 1428 nucleotides long. RefSeq lists its product as uncharacterized. The record is from RefSeq and is a predicted model, not a curated record. Lineage: Eukaryota; Fungi; Ascomycota; Sordariomycetes; Thyridiales; Thyridiaceae. The transcript has 3 exons. The coding region runs from base 1 to 1428 and encodes 475 amino acids.
AUGGAGUCCUCAACUCUACCGCGCACCUCGCGCAAGCUCACCUUCAACCAGAACCUGAUCUCUGGCUGUGUGCUGUUCUUCACCGUCGGCGUCUACUUGGCAGUCCUCGGACUCGGUGCCGGCGGCGGCAAGCCAUCGUCCCAGCGCGUCAGUGACAUCUCCAACAGCUCCCUGUAUGGCAUCUACGCCGUGUUCGGCUUCUUCACGGGGGCCAUCAUGAACAAGAUCGGCCCCCGGAUCACCAUGACCAUCGGUGUCGCUGGCUAUCCCAUCUACGUUGCCGGCCUCUUCUACUACGACCGCACGGGCAACGAGUGGUUCCCCAUCCUCGGCGGCAUUCUCCUCGGUCUCAGCGCGCCUAUGCUAUGGUCCGCCUCGGGCUUCAUCCAGUGGGCUUACGCAACAGAGGUCGAGAAGGGCAAAUACAUCUCGAUCCAGUACUUCAUCAACCAGGUCGGAAGCGUCAUCGGCUCCCUCGUCGCCUUCAUCAUCAUCUACAAGGGCGCCACCUCCGCCGAGGGUAGCCCCACGAGCGUCUACAUCGUCUUCAUCAUCCUGCAGUGCGUCGCCUUCUUCUUCACCAUCUUCGGUCUGGUCAACCCCAAGGACGUCCGCCGGUCCGACGGCACGGCCAUCGCCGUCUUCCACACGCUCUCCAUGAAGGAGGAGCUGCUCGGCAUCAAGCGCGUCCUGCGCGACUACCGCGUCCUGGCCAUGCUCCCCGUCAUCUUCAGCUGCGAGCUGGCUCUCGGAAUCCUGCCCUCCGUCAAUGGCCGCUACUUCAACCUGCGCACGCGCGCCAUGAACAAUGUCUGCUUCUACCUCGUCCAGCUCCCGGCCUCGGUCGGCUGCGCGUACCUGACCGACCGACUGCCUUACGGUCGGCGCGUGCGCGGCUACAUCGCCCUUGCCGUCCUCGGCGUCGUCGUCUGGGCCGGCUGGAUUGCUCUUCUCGUGUGGGUCUUGGUGUCGCCGUCGUGGGCUACGCCCCCCGUGGGUGGAGUCGACUGGACUUCGAGCGACUUUGGUGGACCCUUCGUGCUGUAUCUCGUCUUCGGUGUCCUGUACGGCUCGCACCAGCUCAUCGGCAUGUGGGUCAUGGGCACCUUUACCAACGAGCCGACGACUCUUGCCAUCUAUGGUGGCCUGUGGAAGGGCGUUGCUGCGAGUGGAGUUGCCGUCCAGUUUGGUAUGGCGGCUGCUGAAGUAACGUAUCAUUCCCAAAUUGCCGUUGCCUUGUCUACGCAGUUGAUUUCCAUCCCCAUCAUGGUUUGGCUCGUGAGCAGGGCCGAGGAGACCAACUACUUGAAAGAAGUUGAUGUCAUUGCGCCAUCUUAUCUCGAAGGCAAGGCUCUUGGGGUUGAGGCUAGAAACGAUCUUGGCGAGCAGGAGAUUCCCGAAGGGCCCGUGGGCGGCACAAAGAACUAG